UCUGAAACACCAAACAUAUCUCGGUGCCGUUGUUUGCCGUGUCUGGAUCGAGUUGCUGGCCUUCCCUUCUUUGCAAGAGUUGCGCGACCGACAAGCCGCGGCGGAGAGAUCACGAGUCUUGGCGCCAGCUUCAGGCAGACCAACUGCGCGACCGCCACCCUGCCAUUGCGCAACGACCCGACAUCGAUAUGACAUGAAAAUGGUACGAGAUUGCUCGGCAGAUCACUGGCUCUCUCCGCAUGUCAAUACCAUGUCGCGUGGUGGCCGAAAUGCUUCGAAAUUGAAAAGGGGUGCCGCGAAUUCGAUGAAUAUAUAUUGGAUUAUUUUGCCGCCGUUGAUAUCCCCGGGCACCCACCGCCAGGGACGACGGUGGAACCCGGGGUGCCCCAGCGUUGCUUUGUCGCUUGCUUUCUCGUUCUUACCAUUCGGACAUUUCGCUAACAAUUCAAUUCCCAGAUGCAGCGCAGAUCCCUGGGUCGAAUCCCCAAAUCAUGCCAGAGCUGCCCCUCUUUUUUAUCCUUUUUGCAAAGGAUUGGCAAGAAGUCACUGCGGGCUGGUUCAACACGAGCGUCUGUUUGAUGUCCUCAGGUUGAGGUACAUCAAGAAGGCGACGAGGACGUUCAUGAAUGUCCGAACCAUUUUUUGGACACAAUUCAACAUUUUAAUGUGGCCGGCUGCGAUCUGAAGCCUUCGGUGCAAGCCUGCCUAAGGGUGUUCGAAAAUGUCGCGCCACCCGCCCCUACGUUCCUCCUUUACGAGCUGGGCACGAGGGCCUCCAAUCACGCCUAGAUGAGCGUAAAAGGCUCACCGACAA
Neohortaea acidophila is the source of this 814-nucleotide messenger RNA. RefSeq lists its product as uncharacterized. The coding region runs from base 194 to 685 and encodes 163 amino acids. The record is from RefSeq and is a predicted model, not a curated record. The transcript has a single exon. Lineage: Eukaryota; Fungi; Ascomycota; Dothideomycetes; Mycosphaerellales; Teratosphaeriaceae.